AUGGCGCAACAAACUCUGUCUAAUGGCCCAACCAUGGAUGGUAAUCAUCUUAAAACUGAAAUAAACAACCAAGAAUCGCAACCUGGAAAACUUACUCCAGAACCACCCAUCGUCACGCCAUCACCUCCAAACCCAAACGGACCAUUUCUAGUACGUCCACCUUUAAGUCGCUCAGAUAGUCGUCAAAACUUUCAAUACCGUCCACCAUUUUCGCCACAAACUUUUGUAAACAGUGGACCUCAGUCGCUCAGUCCUCAAGUUUUGAGUGGCUACCAGCCAUCUAGUCCUCUGAACAGUGGACCUCAGUCGCUCAGCCCGCAACCUCUGAGCGGCUACCACCCAUCCAGCCCUGUUAACAGUGGACCUCAAUCAAUUGGUCCUCAAUAUUUGAGUGGACCUCAAAUACGACCCGGUGUCAAUAGACCACCAGUAGCAAAUCAACCGUUUGUACAAAGAGGACCGCCGCUAGGUCCCGGUGGGACGAGAUUGCCGCAAGGCAACAACUCACCCCAACAGCAACAACGUCCAGUGUUUAGGCCUCAAAGUCCAUUUCAAAGACCUCCGUUGUUAGGUCAGCGGCCUCAAGUUUAUCAGCAAAGUUCAGUGCCAGCCUAUAGGCCAAGAACUAAUUUGGAAGAUUCUCUCAGCAGUCUGAACAGAUCUCAAACUCUGGAUUCAUCAGAGUUGGAAAAUCCAAACAUUGCAGACGAUGGUCGGCGUCUUUCGGUGGAUCAGAGGCCACCGUCAGCAGCUUCUUUGGCAAGAAGUUUUAGCACUUCGCCGAAUCAAUCGCAAAGUUCAAUGGAAAACGUUUUCAAAAAAGAAGAGGUCGUAACUUCAAGGCCUGAAUCCAGGUCGGGCUCCAGGAUGGACAAAAUCGUGGAAAACGAUGUUAAAAUUGAAAGGAAUCCUUCAGAAAACAGAGGAGAUAUAAUAAAUGGAGAACUUACUACGAAAUCUUCGGAAAUAGAUUCUUCGAAUUAUAUCAUACAUAAUUCUGCGCCGCCCAAACAGGAUCUGCAAGAGGAAGCAAAGAAAAAAGAUAACAUGGAACUCAAAUUGGCAAAUUUCAAUAAAGGAGACAAUGACAGUGGUGUAGAUGAAUCGACACAAGGAAAUGACCAGUCCUGUAAUGGAGACUCUCGAACAUUAAGGAAGCCACCUAAAUCAAGGACAUCGUCUUCAACACCUACAAAAGCAAGGUCUAUGUCUAGAGGAUCUAAGACACCAUCGAGUCUGCAGUCACCUGAUUCUGCUGCUACUACACCAGGAUCGGCCGACAAAAAAAAAGUUCCUAUGAAUAAAAUUCAAGUCGGUUCAGCUCCUUCUCCCAACCUGAAAGUGGUAAAGUCCAAGAUCGGAUCCCUGGACAAUGCCACUUACAAGCCAGGUGGUGGAAAAGUGAAAAUAGAACAUAAGAAAUUGGAUUUUAAAAAUGCAGGAUCUAGGAUCGAGGCCAAGAAUGACAAAUACGUACCGAAAGGUGGCGAGAAAAAGGAAGUUCAAUCUGCAAGAGGUUCCAGAACUGUAACUGCUCCGACACGAAUCAUAUCCCAAAAACUUGAAUGGAACGCUAGAUCGAAAAUAGGAUCACUAGAAAAUGCCGCAUACAAACCUAAAGGUGGAGACAAGAAGAUCGAAUCUGUCAAAUUGAAUUUUAAAGACAAAGCUGCCCCGAAAGUGGGAUCUAAGGAUAACAUCAAGCAUCAACCUGGUGGUGGAGACGUUAAGAUUGAAAAUAGAAAAAUCGAACUUCAUGCUUCAAGCAAAGUUGGGUCCAUGGACAAUGUCAAGCACAAGCCUACCGGUGGAGACAAGAAAAUUUUCGACGACAAAGAUUAUUUGAAACAGUCCGGAAAAUCCAGUAUGGAUCAGUCUUUGUCUGGGUCACAAGCCUAUGAAGAAAUAGAAUAUACCUUAAUCAAACCAGCGACUAAAAAUAUGAAUUCACCCAUCGACGUAACUCGAAGAAUCCUAGACACCCUAAACGAAGAGGAAAUUUGCAACUUUUCUCGCAGAUUUACGAGAUCCGGAUCGACAAGGAGAAAAGUUACUACACCUCGAGGAAAUGAAAGUUCUAAGCCUCAAUGGAGAUUUUAA
This is a messenger RNA of Ceutorhynchus assimilis (cabbage seed weevil), 2100 nucleotides long. The record is from the annotation of a GenBank genome assembly. NCBI's taxonomy places the organism in Eukaryota, Metazoa, Arthropoda, Insecta, Coleoptera, Curculionidae.